UACAUAGCAGCCAAUCAGAGGAGCCAGAGGGGGGAGAGGGAGGAGAGGGCAGACUGCUGGUGAGAGAGGCAGAAAGGGUGUGUUCUUCCUACACUGCAGCAUCCAUGAGGGGUUCAUCCAUUGGGUGGCAUGAACAGAGAGAAAGGCAGAGAAGAAACACAAAAUAAGGCGUGUCACUAUACUGAACGAAGGAGAGGAACUGGAUUCUGCCCAAGACCUUCACAAGAUCCUCAAAGCGUUCCAGUGGUGUGUGUGUGUGUGUUAAUGUACGAGAGAGCGGCGGCGUCUGGAUUCAUACAGAAUGUCUCCGGUAAACCGUCAGCCGUUUCUUCAUCUCCUGCUCCUCUUUCUCUUUGUCGGACGGAUAGUCGCUUACAUCCAAAUUCCUCCUGACUACAAAUAUAAUGACCUCAAACAACUUCCAAAGAUCACAAGCCAGCCAGUGUCCCAAACAGCUUUCUCUCUGGAUGAUGUCAAUCUGAUCUGUGAAGCCAGCGGAAACCCCAAACCCACAUUCCGAUGGGUUAAAGAUGGAAGACCGUUCGGCGAGGUUCUGCACGACUCUGGAAACCUGACAGUAAAAAGGACUGAGGAGCUCAGCGUCUAUCAGGGAACAUAUCGCUGCCACGCCACAAAUGAUCUGGGAACGGCCGUCUCUGACCUGGUGCACCUGAUGACAGAGUCGGUCCCAACCUUGGCCAAAGAGAAGGGUCAGAAAAAGCUGCAGUUUGAGGAGGGAGCGAGCACGAUGCUUGCCUGCAAUCCCCCAAAGAGCUCCAUCACUCCGAAAAUACACUGGAUGGACAAAGACUUUCAUCACAUUCUCCUGAGCGAGCGUGUAACUACAGCUCUGGAUGGAAAUCUUUACUUUGCCAAUUUACUGCUCACUGACAGCAGAGACGACUACACCUGCAACGCUCACUACCUGAACGCCAGCAUCAUCCUGCCUAAAGAACCCAUAGCCUUCACUGUCACUCCCUCAAACUCAGUGGUGAAAAAUCGUGCGCCGCAGAUGAAGCAGCCAGCGGGAGAUCACAGUUCAUACCUGAUCCUCAAAGGUCAAACUCUGACACUGGAGUGCAUCCCUGACGGACUCCCGACACCAUCUGUGGAGUGGGACCGAAAGGAUAGCCCUCUCUCUCUCCCACCAGCCAAGAAACUGAACUUCAACCGUCGGUUUCAGAUUGAGAGCGUGUCCGAGGCGGAUGACGGCGAGUACGCCUGCACUGCCAGAAACAGUCACGGCUCCAUCACGCAUUACUACACUGUAGCAGUAGAGGCUGCUCCCUACUGGACCAAGAAACCAGAAGAUCACCUGUACACCCGUGGAGAGACCAUAAAACUGGACUGUCAGGCGGAGGGCAUUCCCACACCAAACAUCACAUGGAGGAUCAACGGUGACCCUUACACAGGGACAGAUUUGGAUCAAAGGGUGCGUGUGAUUUCUGGUACUCUGAUUGUGGAUAACGCUCAGUACAAUCAUACAGGCGUGUAUCAGUGUGAAGCCACCAACAAACACGGCCACAUCCUCAUCAACACACACGUUCAUGUCGUCGUGCUUCCUCCUCAGAUCCUGACUGAGGAUGUUAAACUGUACACUGUCAUGGUGGGAUCCACAGCUGAACUUGAGUGCAGAACGUUUGGUUCCCCGAGGCCCAAUGUGGACUGGAUGAUUCCAGACUCUAGUCCUGCUCAGUCUCAUCCUAAAAUGUCCGAGAUGACCAAUGGAAAUCUGAAGAUCAGUGAUGUGAGUGAAGAAGAGUCUGGUCUUUACAAGUGCUCAGUGAGAGACAGUAAACUGACCAUCAGUGCUGAGCUGCGAGUAUUUAACAGGACAAUAAUUGUGGCUCCUACCCAGGACCUGCAGGUUAUUCGUGGAAAGGACGCUCUUAUACAGUGCAAAUACAGAUGGGACACGCGGUUAAAACCUCCUACAAUUCAGUGGAAGAAGGACGGACAAAAGAUCUCGGCAUCCAGGUACAGUCAAGAUGAUGUAGAGGGCUCUCUGAAGGUGAUUGGGGUUCAGAUGAAGGAUUCAGGUGUCUACAGCUGUGAGAUCAUCACUGAAUGGGAUUCUGUCGAAGCCAUCGGCUUCAUCACAGUGCAGGAUAAACCAGACGCUCCUGCCUCAGUGGUGAUGUCGGAGAAGAAGCAGCGGAGCGUCACUCUCUCUUGGACGGCAGGAAAUGAAAACAACAGUCCUGUUUCAGAGUUUGUCAUAGAGAUGAUGGAGGACGAGAAUGCAGCCGAAGGCACGUGGAAGGAGUACGAGAGAGUUUCUCAAGACAUCAGACAACUGGAGAUUCAUCUGCAGCCGUACUGCAAGUAUAGCUUCCGGGUGCGAGCUGUUAAUGCCAUAGGAACCAGCAACGCCAGUCAACCCUCAGAACCCUACAGCACUCCCUCUGCCAAGCCCGACGUGAAUCCCGAGAACGUGACGAGUGUCUCCACAGAUCCAAACAGCAUGAUUAUCACGUGGAAGGAACUGGAGCGGCGGCAGUUCAAUGGGCCCGGAUUCAAAUACAAGGUUUCUUGGCGAAAAGCUUCGGGAAUGGGUCCCCAAUGGAAGGAGAGCAUGGUCUCCGGCCCUCCCUUCAUAGUGAAGGACACAGGCACCUUCGUUCCCUUUGAGAUCAAAGUUGAGGCAGUCAACAACAUCGGUGAAGGACCCGAACCGGUGGCAAAGCUCGGCCAUUCUGGAGAAGACACACCUCUGGAAGCUCCGUCUGAGGUGAUGGUAGAACUGGUAUCAAACAAAAGUGGCGACAUCAUAGUGAGAUGGAGGCCGGUCAGCAGGGAAUCAGUGCGGGGACACUUGCUGGGCUACAAGAUCCAUCUGAGAAGAAAACAUCCCAGAAGUCACGUCCACAGAUGGCUUGAAAAGCGUUCGCUUGUGUCAAAGAGCAGAGAGCAUGACAGAGACGACAACAGGAGAGUGGUGAAGGUUUAUGGAAAUAAAGAGGAGGAGGUUGUAAGCGGUCUGCACUUCUACACUGACUAUAUUCUGACAGUGGCGGCGUUCAACAGCAAAGGCGAGGGGCCGCACUCAGAGCCGCAUCACUUCAGGACGCCAGAGGGAGCUCCGGGACCACCUUCCCAUCUGACCUUUGACAGUCCAUCUGAGACAGAGAUCACCCUACACUGGGAAGCUCCUCACAAACCCAAUGGAGUGCUGACAGGUUACCUGCUCCAGUACUGUGAGAUUGAGGAUAAAAAUUCACAGACGGUGGAGUCCAUCAAUCUGCCUAUAUCUUCUCAAUAUAGAGUAGGCCGUCUCAAUCCACAGAGUCGCUAUCAGUUUAACCUGAGUGCUCAGAACAGUGCUGGUUAUGGAGAACCCAUAAAGAAAGAGGGUGAAACCAUGCUGGAUGGAGAACCCCCAUCUAAUCUCUACAUAUUGACCGAUGUGAAGUCUGUCAACCUCAGCUGGGUGCCCGGAGACAGACAACGAAACAUCCCCUUUAGCUUCCGUUACCAGAGAAACGUGAGCGGCAGUGAGUGGGAGGAGUCAGAGCAGGUGAACUCCAGCACAGGGUUUUUUCAGCUCCAGGGUCUUCAGCCGGAAACUUCAUAUCACCUUCAGAUCCAAUCUGGAAACACUACACAUGAAUGGACAUUUCAGACUAUCAAACCAGUGAUGGGGGAAAUAGCCAGUGGUUUUGCGACUCAAGCCUGGUUUAUCGGACUCAUCUCAGCCGUGGUUCUCCUUCUGCUGGUUCUCCUUAUUCUGUGUUUCAUCAAGAGGAGCAAAGGAGGAAAGUAUUCAGUGAAAGAGAAAGAAGAAUGUCAGGCAGACCCCGGAGCUCGCUCAACGAAGGACGAUGCAUUUGGAGAGUACAGGUCUCUGGAGAGUGAUAAUGAGGACAAGCGCUCCAUCAUUCAGCCGUCCGUCUCUGAGAGCAAGCGCAGCAGUAAUGACAGUCUAGCUGACUAUGGAGACAGCGUUGACAUCCAGUUCAAUGAGGACGGCUCGUUUAUCGGCCAGUACAGCGGACGGAGAGAUCCACAGAGCCGUGGGGGGCACGAAAGCUCAGGCGCUACUUCUCCGAUGAAUCCCAACAUGCCAGCGCCCAGCAUCAGUUUCCCCAACUCUGUUACAGGCAUCCUGGGGCCGAAUUGAGACCAACAGACCGAUACGAGGACCAUCCCACGCUACACGACACUGCCCCGAUGGUAUUAGACGUGAUAUUGAUGAUUCCAGAACUAACAGCCACUAUUACAUGUCCGCAGACACGCUACACAGCUCACACACACAGGGAUAGCAUCUGCCAAACAUUCCACACCCACGUCCAUCCCGUUCCCCGAAAAACUGUUUACGCUUUCUCUGAGUUUACAACGGGUCGCUUAUUUGACAGAAUUCUGUCGCUCAGCUUGUGUAGAACAAGGUUAGAAAGCCACAGAUGGCAGAAAACAUCUUGGCUCUGUUCAUGCGACACACAAAUCUUUGUAGCGGGUAAUGAAAUGGGUUCUGCUUUUCUCAACUCCAGUUCUCUGGAUAUUUUAGAUGUCUCUCUCAACGAAACACUUCCUUCCAGAAUGUUAGUUAGGCUCCCUAUUUAACUCACUAACAAGCUUUCAUACAGACAGACAUCUAGAGGCUUCUGGGGGGGCUGGAGUUGAGAAACGCAGGUAAAACUGGCGUCAUUAGUUGCUUUAGCAAUGGAGGCCAUACGGGCCACUGCUGUUCAUUGUCAUUUCCUCAUAUCAGAUAAGACAAACCACUCGCGCCUUCGCUAUUUAUCGCCACGUCGCAUUUAUUAUGUAGAGAGUAAGCGAGUCGAUGGAAUCCUUGCACUACUUUGUAUGGCUACUUUAUGUAAAGGUCAAGUGACAAAUGAGAAAAAACUACAUAAAGAACUCAAGCAGACAAUUCAGGCUAGCAUCCCAAAAUCCCAUUUCAAAUGCAAAUUGCAACUAGACUUGAGUACACCAAACAUGCAAUUCUCCUGCCUGUCUGAACAAUGCCUUUCUAUGGAUGAAAUCAGGUCAUAUCGCUGUACACUGAAACUAUAAACCUUUGUCUUAAUGGCUGAAAAUAGCAAGUCCUUUCAUUAUGAUUUGAUCCCAUUGUCCUCUGUACCAUUGUUUUAUCUGAUUUGUAUUUUUUUAUAUAUUUUGCUGUCGAAUUGAGUUUUUAUCUUGAUGUCUCAUUGUUUUGUUUUGUUUUUUGAUGCAGUAUAUGUGUAAGCCGUUAUGAUUCUUCUAGUUAUGUCAGAGUAAUCAAAGAUCAGGAUGAACCACACAUCAUUUGUAUUGUUGUUUUUUGAUAAAUAAGGUGUUUUUUGGCGAUAUGUCAAAGCCUGUGAAACUGCACGGUCACACUGAAGUCAAAGGUCGUGGUGAUUUGACAGAAGGCCAUAAGGUGCAGUAACUAACAGCAUGAGAUAUGCCUCUUGUGUAAGCUCGCUGGUUGUGGCUUAAAGCCUGUCGUUUUGCCUUACAGAAGUCCUGUGCUUGCAAAUAAUAAUAAUGAUAUCAUUCAUUCAGUGCGAUUAUGCAAAUUUACUACUAACAACCUGUAAUAUUUGAAAUAUAUUCAAUGUCCUCUCUGUCUUAUAUCAUAUCACUUGUUCUUUCUUGUGUCUGUAUGUAAUGAAUGAAGAUCUGAGUUUAAUAUAACGUUAAAAAGUCCAAAUGAACAAAUUGAAAGCGUCUCAUAUUCUGAAUGUAAGUUAUCAUUAGCUAUUAUCUUUUUGUAUUUGCUUAGUUUUCACAUGACUAUAAUAUUUAUAUCAUAUCCAUGCUCAUAGAGAAUAGACUUAGUGCUUUAGAGCAUUUUUGUUUCCUAUUAUCUUGCUUGGUCUGACCGUUAGAUUAGAAAUCAUUAGAAAACCGGUCAGGACGACAAUGCUUUUCAAGUUUUUCUUGAUUGGGAAGCGCAGUGGUGAUGUCAUCAGUAGCAGAAUGACAGUUGUGUGAGAAGAUGAUCCACUGGUCCUCUCUUACGUACGCCAGGUUCAACUGUACCGAUGAAGGUCAUACUGAAAAACUGCUGUUGAGAUUAGACCUGUUUAUCUUGAAAUUCUGUGAAUGCAAACACAGCAGAUCUGAUGAUGGCUUUGUUAGUACAAGUGAACCACACAGUGAUGCUCCUGUCAGUCACUGUCCUUCCCCGCCUCCCCCUGAUAUCAAAUGGAACUUUUUCUUACCUCUGCCUGCAUUUUUGUUUUUGAUAAAAACACUGAAAAGACAAUAAAGAGUGAUAUUUUAAAACAAUAACACAGCCUCUAUGAGCAACAGUGUGAUGAGAGAUGAUGGCUUAUGUACAGAAAUAAGGUUUGGAAGACACUAGGCAUUGCCUCUUUACUAUCUGCUUCUUGAAUCAUGUGCUGUAUCUAACACAAUGGAAUAAAAUGACAUGGAUCACGCAGAAGAUAAUGUGUCCUUGUCACUUUAUGAAAUACACUAUAUUUCACCUGACUGAAUAAAACUCACAGCUAGAGAGAAGAAAGAAAGAAUCACUUGACUUGAUUAAAGACACAACACAAACCACUGAAGACUAAAUGAUAGCAAACACACAGACCAGUAAAUCAUUCUAACAGACUGACAACACUUGAACUCAACAUAACAUAUAUCAUAUUAUAUGAGGAUGUACAGUAUAUACACUGUACAGCUCAACACAUCCUCUUCUUUAAAUCCAUUCCCAUGACUAACAUAUGAUGUCAUAUUCCAACUGUCCAGUCAAAUCUCAGUCGCUUUGUUUUUAUUGCUAGAAUUGAAGGGUGCUGCACCGCCAUAUAUUGUCAUACGGCCCAAAUCUAUUCAAUUCUAUUGGCUGACCAGAGGUUUCCUAAACACCCCCAAAAAAAAAAAAAAACAUAAAUGACAUGCAGAGAACAGUGUUUCUGUAGACCAUGGGUAUCUGUAAAACUGCGGUCCGAUUGAACAUAUGCACAGAAACCGUGUAUAAGCCUUUCUUUCAGGUGAGAAAUCUGUACACUGCAAAUGACGUUGAAAUAAAGCAAUAAGCCGUGCGAAGUAUUGGGUUACAGUGCAUUUUAAGGGUGCAUUUUAAACAGUUAAGGGCGUUGUGGCACAGCUGUUAUAUAAUGCACUGUAACACACUGCUUCACGGGGCUUUCAGCUUUUAUAAAACGGUUAUUCCAUAUGUGUAGCAAGGUAUCAUAAAAGAAAGUAAAUAAAGUGAUAUUAAGUCUGUAAUGCGGUCAGCCGAGUAUUUUAUAACGGCUUUGAACUCGGCUCAGCCAAUCAGAAUCAAGGACCAGAACUGAGCGUUUUAUAAUUAAGUAUGAACAUCGGUUCUGUAUGUUUGUUCUCUAUUGAUUAUGAAACAUAUGAAGAGUCUGCUUCCAAAAUGAGAUAACUCUUUAUUCAAAAAUCUUCAAAAAUCAUGUUUUUAUUCUGCAUUCCAAUUAUUAUCAGUCAAACUGCAGUUGGUUUCUUUUGAUUAAAGCCAUAAUAACUACAAAAAUACAGGUAACAAACACAAUAAAAACAUGAUUUUUGAACAUGAGUUAUCUCAUUUUGGAUCCAAACUCUUCAUAUUCAGCUGUAGAUGCACAAAUGAAAAGACAUGUUUAUUGCACAGUUCUUUAACAGGGAGUUUUGUUUUAUACCAAUAUUGUGAAAUAAAAAGAAUCUUGAUUUAAUUUA
Molecule: messenger RNA, 7614 nt
Organism: Triplophysa dalaica
Lineage: Eukaryota; Metazoa; Chordata; Actinopteri; Cypriniformes; Nemacheilidae
Gene: l1camb
Product: L1 cell adhesion molecule, paralog b
Exons: 29
Coding region: 302-4120 (1272 amino acids)
Biological process (GO): cell-cell adhesion
Molecular function (GO): protein binding
Source: RefSeq, a predicted model, not a curated record